AUGAGCAAAGCAGCGAGCUGGGAGAUGGACGGACUGCGCGGCGACAGCAGCGGCGGCGGCAGCGGCGGCGGCGGCAGCGGCGGCGCCCCCGGGCAGUGCCGCAAUUUUCUCUCCUCGCCCGUUUUCGGGGCGGCGCACACGGGCCGCGCGGCCGCCGCCGCCGCUGCCGCCGCCGCCGCCGCCGCCGCCGCCUCGGGGUUUGGCUACGGCGGCGGCGCGGAGCGCGCGGGGGCGGCGCGGCCCGACCCCCCGGCCAAGGACUGCCCGGGCUCCGCCGCGCCGGCGGCCGCCCCCGCGCUCGGCUACGGGUACCACUUUGGCAACGGAUACUAUAGCUGCAGGAUGUCCCACGGGGUUGGGAUCCAGCAGAACGCCCUGAAGUCUCCCCCCCACGCCUCCAUUGGCGGCUUCCCCGUGGAAAAGUACAUGGACGUCUCCAGUCUGAGCAGCACGAGUGUCCCCGCCAAUGAAGUCUCCUCCCGGGCGAAGGAAGUGUCCUUUUACCAGGGCUACACAACCCCCUACCAGCACGUGCCGGGGUACAUAGACAUGGUCUCUACGUUUGGCUCUGGGGAACCGAGGCACGAAACAUACAUAUCAAUGGAGGGCUAUCAGUCCUGGACUCUGGCUAAUGGCUGGAAUAGUCAGGUUUACUGUGCUAAAGAUCAGACACAGAGCUCCCACUUCUGGAAAUCGUCCUUUCCAGGGGAUGUUGCACUAAACCAGCCAGAUAUGUGUGUCUACCGGCGUGGGAGAAAGAAGCGAGUGCCGUACACAAAACUGCAACUUAAAGAACUCGAGAAUGAAUAUGCCAUUAACAAGUUCAUUAACAAGGACAAGAGGCGAAGGAUAUCCGCAGCCACAAACCUGUCUGAGAGACAAGUUACCAUUUGGUUUCAAAACAGGAGGGUGAAGGAUAAGAAAAUAGUCUCGAAACUCAAAGACAAUGUAUCUUGA
Messenger RNA from Rhea pennata, 957 nucleotides. RefSeq names its product homeobox D13 (gene HOXD13). Gene Ontology annotation, biological process: regulation of transcription by RNA polymerase II. Bases 1 to 957 code for a protein of 318 amino acids. The record is from RefSeq and is a predicted model, not a curated record. Gene Ontology annotation, molecular function: DNA-binding transcription factor activity, RNA polymerase II-specific; RNA polymerase II cis-regulatory region sequence-specific DNA binding. The transcript is spliced from 2 exons. NCBI's taxonomy places the organism in Eukaryota, Metazoa, Chordata, Aves, Rheiformes, Rheidae.